Molecule: messenger RNA, 3936 nt
Organism: Callithrix jacchus (white-tufted-ear marmoset)
Lineage: Eukaryota; Metazoa; Chordata; Mammalia; Primates; Cebidae
Source: RefSeq, a predicted model, not a curated record
AGCCCCACUCUCCACCGCACCCCAUCCCACCCCCAACCCUCCAGCAGCAGAAUCUGUUUCUGCCCUUGCUGUCAACCGAGGGAAGACCCAGGUGACUGGAUACGCGGCCGGUGACUUGCCCAUGGGGAGUGGGGGGGGUCAGAGAGUAGUGAGGGCAUCGCUCUGAGGGGCGGGUUCAUAUCGUCGGAGGGCAGCGUGCCCAGGCUCUGUGAGGAGGCAAGGUGAGAAGCUGAGGGAGGACUCAGGACCCUCCCUUCCCAGAUAGAGGACCCCAAGUAAUCCAGCACCACAUCUGCGGCUAGCUCCGUCCCACCCCCAAGUCUCCCAUGGCAGAAUCCGUUUCUGCCCCUGCUGCUAACAGAGGGAAGCUCUGGGUGCCCGGAUGUAAGGCCACUGGCUUGUACUUUGGGGAUCAGAGAGUAGCAAGGGCCUGGUUCUGAGUGGCGGCUUAAGAUCAGCAGAGGGAAGUGGGCCCGGGCUCGGUGAGGAGGCAAGGUGCGUGGCUGAGGGAGGACUCGGGACCCUCCCAUCCCAGAUAGAGGACCCCAAGUAAUCCAGCACUGCAUCUGCGGCCUGCUCCGGACCACCCCAUGGGGGCGGACUCCUCAGGGUCGGCCAACCCUCACCACCCCUGCACUUAAGCCCCAGGGGACUCUGGAGUGAGCGCUUGGUGAGGCCAGGGCAGGGCUGGUGAGGAGAGGGCAGGGUCCAGGCUCUGCCAGGCAUGAAGAUCAGGACCCUGAGGGAGGGCUGAGCACCUCCCCACCUCUAACCGGACCACCACCACCAUGACCUACAGCCCCAGGUUCCCCACCCUCAUCCUCACCCCCACUCUCCACCCUCAACUCCGUCCCACCCCCAAGUCUCCCACGGCAGAAUCCUUUCUGCCCCUGCUGCUGACACAGGGAAGCUCUGGGUGCCCGGAUGUAAGGCCACUGGCUUGUACUUUGGGGAUCAGAGAGUAGCAAGGGCCUGGUUCUGAGUGGCAGGUUAAGAUAAGUAGAGGGAAGUGGGCCCGGGCUCUGUGAGGAGGCAAGGUGAGACAACGAGGAAGGAGUGGGGAUGCCCCCACCCCAGAUAGAGGGACCCAAAUAAUCUAGCACCACCCCUGCUGCCAGCCCGGGCCUACCCGGGGGCAGACUUCUCAGGCUGGGCCACCCUUUGCCACCCUGACGCUUAAGCCCCAGGGGACUCUGGAGUCAGAGCUUGGUGUGACCAGGGGAGGGCUGGUUAGCAGAGGGCAGGGGCCGGGCUCUGCCAGGCAUCAAGGUCAGGAUUCUGAGGAAGGGCUGAGGUCCCGUAGAGGGAGUCUCUCUCUGCCCUUGCUGUCAACCCUGGGAAGUUCCGGGCAUGGCGGCCAGGCAAGCGGAUCCUGAUGUCUGCAACUUGGACUGACCGAGGGAAGGGGCUUGGUAUCGUUAGCAUGGCCAACGAUACCAAGAGAACAGAGGGAGGGCCCAGGUCCUGCUGGGAGACAAGGGAGGCCUGAGGGGACCCAGCACCCCAGGACAGUGGGCCCACCCCGCCUCCAUCUGAGACCGAGGUGCCUCCUCAUUCAGUUUCGGAAAUCUGAUGGAUAGAGACUCAGGUCUACAGAGGGGUGGGGCCCAGCCCUCUAGGAGACCAGGGAAGGAAGAAGAGGGAGGGCAGAGGGACUGUGGAGUCCAGAUCAGUGGGGAUCUUGGCUUGGGCGAUCCCGGGCACGGUGGCCGCAUGUGAUGCAUUCUGGCCUGUGGAGUCGAGUGUCCGUGGGGACUGGGCUGUGGUAUGAGGAGUGGGGCUUCAGGUGAGCAGAGGGAGGAGUCUCAGAGCCGUGAGGAAGGAUUCACCAGACCUCUCAUCCCAGAUCUAGGAAACCUGCCCCUGCCAUCAGUCUCGGGAGGUUGCAGGCCAGACUGUGAGGAAGGGAAGAGCCCCCCGCCCCACACUUUCUUAAUGAGAGUCUCAGGGAGAAGUUGGCCUUGAUCUGCAAGACUCCUCUCUGGUUCAGCAAAAUGGAAGGGGCCAGACCCUGUCAGAAGUAAAGAUGACUAUCUAGAGGACACCCAGAUCGAGGAGGCCCCCUGAAACCCACUCCUGUGGUCAGCCUUGGGUAUCCCAUGCAUGAGUGACCAUGUGGUGCCCCCUCACUUCUGACUCCCAGGUCUCAGGGAGGUGGGGGCCUUGUUCUGAGGGGUGUCCUCAGCUCUGCAGAGGGAGCCACACCUGGUCAGCACAGGGUGGAAUCCAGGGUCUUCCAGGAGUGACAGAGUGGAAGUUUGGUGAGGACUGAAGGUUCCCAGGGGACAGGCUGACCAGGAGGACAGGAGCCCCAAGAAGCCCCAGAGCAGCACUGAAGAAGACCUGCCUGUGGGUCUCCAUUGCCCAGCUCCUGCUCACAGUCCCAACUGCUGCCCUGACCAGAGUCAUCAUGGCUCUUGAGCAGAAGACUCUGCGUGGCAAGCCCGAUGAAGACCUUGAAGCCCAAGGGGAAGACCUGGGCCUGGUGGGUACACAGGAUCCCACAGACGAGGAGCAGGAGGCUACCUCCUCCUCCUCUCAGGAGGAGGAGGUGUCUGCUGCUGGGUCAUCAAGUCCUUCCCAGAGUCCCCAGGGAGGCUCCCUGAGGAGUCUGUGGAGCCAAUUCCUUGAGGGCUCCAGCAGUCAACAAGAGGAAGGGCCAAGCCCCUGGGUCGACCUAGCUCACCUGGAUUCCUUGCUCCAAGAAGCAAUGAAAUCUAAGGUGGGUGAGUUGGUUCGUCUCCUGCUCCACAAAUAUAAAGUCAAGGAGCCGGUCACAGAGGCAGAAAUGCUGGAGCGUGUCACCCAGAAUUACGAGCAGUACUUUCCUGUGAUCUUCGGUAAAGCCUCCGAGUUCAUGCAGAUGAUCUUCGGAGUUGAAGUGAAGGAGGUGGACCCCGCCAGCCACUCCUACGUCCUUGUCCCUGCUCUUGGCCUCUCAUGUGAUAGCAUGCUGGGUGAUGGUCAUAGCAUGCCCAAGGUCGCCCUCCUGAUCGUUGUCCUGGGUAUGAUCUUAGCCCAAGACAACUGCGCCCCUGAAGAGGUUAUCUGGGAAACAUUGAGUGCGAUGGGGGUGUAUGUUGGGAUGGAGCACACUUUCUAUGGGGAGCCCAGGAAGCUGCUCACCCAAGAUUGGGUGCAGGAAAACUAUCUGGAGUACCGCCAGGUGCCCGGCAGUGAUCCUGAGCGCUACGAGUUCCUCUGGGGUUCAAAGGCCCACGCUGAAACCAGCUACGAGGAAGUCAUAGAUUAUUUCAUCAUGAUCAAUGCAAGAGGUCCCAUCUGCUACCCAUCCCUGUGUGAAGAGGUUUGGGGGGUGGAGCAAGAGGGAGUGUGAGAACCAGUCGCAGCCAGGGCCAAUGUCUGUGGGGCCAGGGCCACACCCAGCCGUUGUCCUGCCCCAUGUGACGUGAGACCCAUUCUUCACUCUCUGUUGGAAGAUCGGAAUCGGUGUUCUCAGUGGCAGUGGGUGGGGGUGAACACACUGUAUACCGUCUCUGGGUUCCUUGCCUGUUGGAUGAUUUGGAAAUUAAUCUUUGCUCCCUUUUGCAAUUCUUCAAAUGUUGUUUUGUUUUAAUGGUCAGUUUGAUGAAACCCAACCAUCGAAGUUAAUGGAUGACAGCUGUCACACAUACUGCUGUUCAGGUUAUUUAGGAGUAAGAUUCUUGCUUUUGAGUCCCAAGGGGAAAUCCACGUUAUUUUGCGAAUUGGGACAAGAUAAGUAGCAGAUGAGUUAAGAAUUUGUUCUUAGAAACUUGAACUUAGCGGCAAAAUAGAGCUCAUAAAGAAGUAAGGAAAUGAAAGUAUCGUUAAUUCUUGCCUUAUACCUCUUUCCCUCCCCUGUAAAAUUAAAAUAUGCACAUGUACACCUGGAUUCCCUUGGCUUCUUUGAGAACGUAAGAGAAACAAAACUGAAUAAAUAAUUUUUCCUGUUCA